This is a messenger RNA of Symbiodinium sp. CCMP2592, 2988 nucleotides long. The record is from the annotation of a GenBank genome assembly. Lineage: Eukaryota; Dinophyceae; Suessiales; Symbiodiniaceae.
AUGGCCCGGGGAAAGUGGAAGCGGCAGCCUUGCAAAGGCACUCCGGAAGAUGUCAGGCAGCAUGUGACCAGCUGCAAGACAGAAGAUUGUGCGUGCCACUCUGCCGGGCAUCGCCUUCCAUCCCUGCAAGAAAAGUGCCAGUUGAUCAGCCCCGAAGUGCUCGAGGCUCUACAAGAAGCUCCUGCCGAGACUCUAGCAAAGGCGCAGGACCUGCUGGGCGUGUCGUGGCUGAACUACGAGUUUCAAGGGGAGCCUCAGCGCAUGCUGCUUGGGUGCAGUGUGUGCUCUGGCGACAAAGGAGUACAGUUUACGACUCAGCAGGCUGCCGCUGCCAAUAAGCUGUCGAGGCAUGGCAGUGGACCGGAGCAUGUGCGGAACGUGUGCAAGUUAUUGGGCUACGAGGUUCCCACCCAAGAAACAGCUGCAGUGCGAUGGCCUGGGGCGGAAGUCGUUCUCCAAGUCUUCAGACAGUUGCAGGGCGAUACCACGGACCGUUUUGUAGAAGGUGUGUCGGCCGAGAAGAAAACCAGUAGGAUCGAAUGGUGCAUCGUCGAAGCCACGCGCGAGCAGUGGAGGGAAUCCUUGCGAAAUGCUGUGUCUAUCUCCUUGUUGCGAGACGAGAGACACAAGCGUGUCUUGCUUCGAUUCCGGGCGGUGGACAAGACCUUGCAAGUCACGAACGGGGUUUUGGGCCAACUAAAGGGCGACUACUCCAGCACCGCCCUCGGAUUGACCGCAGCGACUCUGAGGGUCAUCCGGGAAUUUGCGACGCCGGGUUUGGCUCGGCCUGGGAUGAAGGGGGAGGAGCUGCAGCUGGAGGUGGACGAGUCCCUGGUUCAACACAUUCGUGAGUGUGUGCUGUCCACCACGAUUGACGCGGCCGGCAAUGAGGUGGCAGCUGUUCAAGACUCGGCAGCACCGCUUGAAGUCCAUUGCCAGCACUUGGCCGAGGGCGAGACGCUGUUCCCAAACCACAAGUUGAUUGUGCGGGACCGUGCGCAUGGGACCAGAAGGGUCCUGGAACGCCCCUGGAGGGCCGACCCCUUUCUUGAUGCAGUCAUGACUUCCCUGAUCACUGGGUCAAGCAGUGUUACUCAGUUGAUUGAGCACAGCUUCGACUUUAAACAGUGGUUUUCUGAGGCGUCCAAGGCCUCCAUGACACGAGCUGUGGCCACUCCAUUCCGGAAUCUGCGUUCGGCUUUGCAUCGUUACGAAUCAUUGGUGACUCCUCUCAGCCGAUUCGUCCUGGAUCUUGAAGCCGUGCUGGCUGUGGCUACUCGUAUGGUAGGGGAGCGUGCUGGCACAAACGCAGCCCAUUGCGCGGAGGCAUUUCUGGAUGCAAUGGACAGCGAGGUGUUGCUGACAGCAGCCCUCUUAGCCGACGCGGGGGACGAGGCCCUACAGCUCAUUAGAUGGAUGGACCAAGACGAGAACGUUGUGGAUGCAGCCCGUGCAAACAUUCAGGUGAAAAAAUUCCUGGACUCCAUCCGCCUACUCUUUAAUGAGGGCAGAGUGCUGGCCAUCAAAGGCCACACACAGUGCAUGCUGACAUGGUUGUCGUCGCCUCAUGUGCUGGCCUACAACUCCAAGGUCAAAGCCCUGGAGGUCCAACCGCUUGUCCAGCUUCAAGUCUGGGCUGCGUUGGCAGAGGAGACGGUUAAGGCAGAAUUUCCAGAGUUCGAAGCCGUGGCGGCGAUGCGUGUGCUCAACGUGUGUGAUCCCUGGCCUUCCCUGGAUGCCCUCUCUUCCUCGGACAGCGAGAAUAUCCCUCCAGAUGCCUGCACAGAUUUGGAGCGCCUAGCUCAGUCCUUCGAUUGUAACUUUGCGGCCCUCAAAGUGGAAUGGAUGGACUUUCGUGGGAGAGCUCGCUGGCAUGCUGUGAAGUCUGGCUGCACAAAUAUCUGUGCAUGGAAGAAGGCUAUUGACGAAAGCCAGGAGCAGUGUUGGGAGAGAAGAGAGACCGCCGCCCGACACCCCUGCCAGCAUCUGAACGUGGUCCUCUGCGGCUAUGCCAGCACGUGCAUUUCGGACUCAGCGCUUGAGCGAUCCUUCUCCCAAGCAGCCGCCAAGAUUCCAGCCUCAGCCAGGCACCUUCACCCGCAGAAGGAAAGCCUGCGCAUGUCUUUCUUGGCUUUGAAAGAAGACGAUGUCCGUUCCAGGAUGGAGGUGGUGGCCAAUCUCUGGAAGCAGCACUUUGGCUCUAGCCGCCAGGGUGCUUUUGAUCGCAUAGACCAAGGCCGUGCCAAACCUACGAAAGCUGCGACCGAGGAUCGAGAGUGCUACAGAGAAUUUAUCAAGGCCCGCAGAAAGAAUGUGGCAGAAGUGGUGCAAAAAAAUGCACCCGCAGAGUCCGCAAGUGUUUGUGACGGUGAUGCGUGGCUGGAAUCGCACCAAAAGGAGCUAGAAUUCAAUCGAGACAAGCGCAAAAAAAGGAAAUUCGAGGCACUGUUUGCCGGAGCCCUACUCGAAGACGAGAUGGAUCUCACCUUGGGUUGGACUUGGGCUGCCGAUCCUUGCAGUGCGCAGAUUUGCCUCACGGAUUUGUCAGGUGUUCAUAGCGAUGGCGUUCCUACGUCGGCUAUAUGGGCCGCUGCUAUGCAGGGUGCGUGGGUCAUGAGCCCAGCUUGGGCUUUGGGUGGAGAUUACACAGGUCCUGCGUUGAAGUUCUUGCCACCCCUGCGCACGAAGAGAUUCCUAUGGAUCAGUCCAGAUUUGGCCGAAUCUGCCGUAGCUGUUUGUGAUGUCCUACGUCGCUGCGCCUCAACAGCCGGCUCCAAGUGGAUCGUGGUGAAUGACUUGGAAGCAUGGCUUGAAAAGAAGCAAGACCUCACACAGAAGAGCAAUGCUGCUGCGGCAAUUGCAGCCGUGACAACGGAAGAAGCAUCUAUGUACAGCGAUGUUCCCCAUGUCUUUGAUUUAAGCGGUUUCUUUCAGUUCGUGUGCAGGUUGGACAAGCAGAAAUCUCGCUUGGCCCUAGGUCUUCUCUAA